Mytilinidion resinicola is the source of this 1554-nucleotide messenger RNA. RefSeq lists its product as uncharacterized. NCBI's taxonomy places the organism in Eukaryota, Fungi, Ascomycota, Dothideomycetes, Mytilinidiales, Mytilinidiaceae. The record is from RefSeq and is a predicted model, not a curated record. Gene Ontology annotation, biological process: regulation of transcription by RNA polymerase II. The transcript has 5 exons. Gene Ontology annotation, cellular component: nucleus. The coding region runs from base 1 to 1554 and encodes 517 amino acids.
AUGGGGCCUCCAUUUACGAAAGGCUACACGCCUGUUUCGAGAAGGGGCGGCAAACGGCCGGGCUCUGGGCGAAAGAAGAAGGCGACUGCUCUGAGGCAGCAGAAAAAUACAAUUUCCCCCGAAGAUGUGCCCCAGCCAAGUAUGGAAGUAAACGAGUUUGGGAUGCCUUCAAAUCAUCAGGACACCGGAAGGCCGACCAAGAGAAUGAGAAUCAGUGAUAUGACGUUUGGUGGUGAGCAUGAUAAUAGCAAGGAAGCAAUCUUCGACAAGGCAUUAUACGACCUGGAAGAUUAUGACGUUGUGGACAGUGAUGAAGUGUUACGUUUAAGUCGCAUAGGCACGGUGCCGAUGGAUGAGGACCUGGAUGACUCCGAGGAGGAUGAGCUGUCAAUGCUGCCUACUCCUAAAAAAGCCCCGUAUCCAACGCGACGAUCCCUCGGGUCAAACCACGAUGAAGGACUAUGGACGGAUGAAAUACCGAGCGAGAGUCUAUAUGCGCCAACACGGAGCACGAAAAACGAAAUACCGAGGUUCUUCUGCUCUUACGAGGACUGCCCGCAGUCGAAAGAUGCAGGUGGCGGAUUUGCUACUAGGUCCCAAUUGGAGAGACACAACGGUGUCCAUGACCCCAGUGCCAAGUGCGUAUGGAGAGGCUGCGACAGAGUCUUUAGUCAAGUUCAUUCUAUGCGAGACCACAUCAAGCGAAUACACUUGAAAGGCGCACAAGAUGGUACGGUCGAGAGCGAUGUCGACAAUGCAAUCAACGACGAGGCUGUAAAUAUUUCUGAAAAUGAUAGAGACGAAGAGCUGGACGACGCUGUCACCGGAGGCGCGACGGAUGGUCCCACAGAGGUAUCACAGAACGGGAUAUUUCCAUUAUCUGAGUUCCGUUGUAGCUACAAGGAAUGCCCACGGUCUAAGGCUAUGGGUGGCCGCAAGUUCGCCAGUAGACAGGCACUCCAGAAUCACGAAGCGACGCACAACCCGAGUAUCAAGUGCAUAUGGGCCGACUGCGAUAGAAUCUUUGCUAGAAUCGAUAACAUGAUGACCCAUUUCAAGAAAAUACAUUCGAAAGACCAACAAGCGCUCCAGCCCGAUGUGGCUACUACAGCUGAUAACAUGACUACAAUCGCUCCACAACAAUCCACAAUGUCGCUAGACAGCACCGCAGAACCUGCGCGUAGGCGAGGCCGGCCGCGAAAGGGUGCUGCUAAGACUCCAAAAGAAGCUCCCGAAGAAGGACCUCAAACGCGAAAGAGGGCAUCACAAGAAGAGAAAGACCUUUCUCAAGCAGCCAAAGAAGCGGCUCAGCUGCUGAACCAAGCUGCCAAUGCUCCAGCUCCCCCCCUGGGCGCGAGGCCAAAUCCGAUACCCACUCCAAUGCCGCCCAGAUCAGACGCGCAAGCUAUGUUGGAGGUAAUGAAGCUACAAGGGCAAGCGGUGGCCUUGGAGGCAGAAGCUAAGAAACUACAGGCAGAUGCUUGGAACUUGAGGAUUCAGGCGAGGGAGUUGGAGUUGCGUUUUCAGAGUCGAGAGGGGCAAAGUGCAGUAUGA